This is a messenger RNA of Phodopus roborovskii (desert hamster), 1535 nucleotides long. RefSeq names its product cAMP responsive element binding protein 3 (gene Creb3). Gene Ontology annotation, molecular function: DNA-binding transcription factor activity, RNA polymerase II-specific; RNA polymerase II cis-regulatory region sequence-specific DNA binding. Bases 207 to 1337 code for a protein of 376 amino acids. Gene Ontology annotation, biological process: regulation of transcription by RNA polymerase II. NCBI's taxonomy places the organism in Eukaryota, Metazoa, Chordata, Mammalia, Rodentia, Cricetidae. Gene Ontology annotation, cellular component: nucleus. The transcript has 10 exons. The record is from RefSeq and is a predicted model, not a curated record.
AUAGCCCACCGGGACGUGGCGCAGCACACGAGCCACUUCCGAGUUGGAAGGAACUCCAAGUCCCAGGAUGCCGUGGGGGCUAUGUGCAUCACUUCCGUUGUGUUGGAAGCUUAGUAGAAUAGAAGCUGGGGGAGGUGGCUGUGGUUUAGGGUGACCACUGGGCCUUCAACCUUGUAUCCCGGAGUAGAGUGACUAAGAUAUCCCAAAUGGAUCCUGGUGGUCAGGACCUUGUGGCUUUGGAUCCUGGUGAUCAGGACCUGCUGGGCUUUCUGCUAGAGGAAAGCGGAGAUUUGUGGGCUGCGACCGAGCAGGACGUGGAGGCUCCGCUGGACUUGGAGCUGCCACCUUCCGAGAACUCCGUGCAAGCACUGAACGACUGGGAGAUAGAGGAUUUACUGAGCUCUCUGCUCAGUCCCUCGGCAUCGCUGGAUGGUCUCAGCUCCUCCAUCUCUUCUAUUCGACAUGAUCACAACUACUCCCUCCCACAGGAGCAUGUUGCCAUAGAUCUAGAUAUUGGGAGCUUUGAAAAGGAGGGGUUCCACGUGACUCCACUGAGUGUGGGGGAAACAGCUACAGAGCAGGAGAUUUCUAGGCUGAUACUGACUGAGGAAGAGAAGAGGCUCUUGGAGAAGGAGGGACUUAAUCUGCCCUCAACUCUUCCUCUCACUAAGGUCGAGGAACAGGCUCUAAAGCGAGUUCGGAGAAAGAUUCGAAACAAGAGAGCUGCUCAGGAAAGCCGCAAGAAGAAGAAGGUGUAUGUAGGAGGGUUGGAGAGCAGGGUCUUGAAAUACACAGCCCAGAAUGAGGAGCUGCAGAACAAAAUACAAAUUCUAGAGGAACAGAAUCUGUCCCUUCUAGAUCAACUGAGGAAACUUCAGGCCAUGGUUAUUGAGAUAGCAAACAAAACCAGCAGCAGCAGCACGUGUGUUCUGGUCCUACUGUUUUCUUUCUGCCUUCUUCUUGUACCUGCUAUGUACUCCUCUGACACAAGGGGGAGUGUGCCAGCUGAGUAUGUUGGGUUGCGCCGUCAGCUUCGUGCCCUCCCCAGUGAGGACCAUCGUCAGGCCAAGCUACCUGCCCAUCGGUCAAAGGAUAGCACAAACCAGCUUCUGAGUAGCUCAGAGCAGAUGCUCCAGGCCUCCAGCAAUGCUUCCUGCCUCCUACACCAAGAGCCUCAGGCAGAGCCACCCCUGCACUCGACACUCCUUGAUCUUUCCUUAGAGACCCCCUUCUCAGGCUCCAACCAUCCCCUGCAGGCAAAUAUUUCAAAGAAAGGGGGGUGGCUGCCUACCCAUAGCCCUUCUUCUGUCGUCAUGCUGGGCAGAUAUUCAUGUUAGAUCUGAGAUGUGGGGUACUCUCAGUCUGAGGAUUCAUGUCUGUAUUCAUAUAAAAAGGAAUGGGGAAAAGAGCUGGCCUCUGUUCCUGUGCCCUAUUAGGGUGCUUGGGAACUCAAACACACCACACUACAGUUUUAUGGGUCUUUUAUUUAUACCCAUGUGUAUCUGUUGUUCCAUGAAUAGACUUGGAGAAAUUUA